This is a messenger RNA of Aspergillus terreus NIH2624, 1491 nucleotides long. Its product is annotated as cytochrome P450. NCBI's taxonomy places the organism in Eukaryota, Fungi, Ascomycota, Eurotiomycetes, Eurotiales, Aspergillaceae. The record is from RefSeq and is a predicted model, not a curated record. The transcript has 2 exons. Bases 1 to 1491 code for a protein of 496 amino acids. Gene Ontology annotation, molecular function: heme binding; monooxygenase activity; oxidoreductase activity, acting on paired donors, with incorporation or reduction of molecular oxygen.
AUGGCCUUUCCAUCGCUGUUUACAGGCGCCGCUCUCACACUCCUUGCAUUGCUGUACAAAUACGUGGUCUAUCCGUAUUUUGUGUCACCUCUGGCCAAGAUACCCAAUGCCCAUUGGACCUCGCCAAUCUCAGCAAGAUGGAUCGAAAGGAGACGCGCCGCAGGCACGGAGGUCCUCACGAUCUAUAAUCUGCAUCAACAGCACGGCCCGGUAGUUCGACUGGGUCCGAAUGAGUUGGCUGUCAAUUCCAUCCAAGGUCUGAAGACGAUAUAUACCGGUGCUUUCGAGAAGCAUCCCUGGUACGGCGACUUCUUUAUCAAUUUCCACACCGACAAUCUCGUGGGCAUGACACACAACCAACCGCAUGCCCGACAGAAACGAAUGCUUAGCAAAAUAUACUCCAAGUCCUUCUUGCAGGAGUCGACCGAUUUCAAUGCUAUCUCCCGGCUUAUUCUAGUCGAACGGCUGCUACCCAUCUUGCAUCGGACGGCCAGGAGUGGUACAGCGAUCAAUGUGCUACCGCUGUUUCAGGCAGUCGGUAUGGAUUUCACAUCCGCCUACCUAUUCGGAACGAAGCACGGCACGACAUAUGUCUUGCAACCAGAGGAGUGGGCCCAUUGGCUGGAAGAGUAUGAGAAGUUCAAGUAUCUCAGUCGACAAGAUCGGUAUGGGGGCUUUAUCGAGACGUGGUGUCUGCAUCUUUGUGAUAAAACGGAGCGAAAUGACACCCCAAACUGUGUAUCAGCCGAGACCACCGCGGUCGUCUAUAACCAGUUAUAUUCAUCUCUUGUGAAAAGCCCUGACGAACGCCCUCUGCGCAUGGCAGUUGCCUCGGAAUUACUUGACCAUCUUGUUGCGGGUCACGAAACCACUGGGAUUACUGUGACAUAUAUUAUGUGGGAGCUAUCUCAGCGUCCUGACCUCCAGAAACAAUUAUACCAAGAGCUUUCCGGUCUUGGUCGAUGCCUAGAAUACUCCGAAGAUGGAGAAGAGAUAUUUAGGCUUCCAUCAGCUACCUCUAUCGACCCACUCCCCAUUUUGGACGCCAUUGUGAGAGAAACCCUGCGACUGCACGCUCCAGCUCCUGCACCACUACCGAGGGUGACCCCGAUGUCAGCUACGGGGACGACAAUCGAGCGCUACAAGAGCAUUCCGGGAGGGGUGCGCAUAAGCUCCUCAGCCUAUUCACUGCAUCGCAUUCCCGAAGUCUAUCCGCAUCCGUUCGAAUGGCUGCCAGAACGCUGGCUAAAGCCGGGGCCAGGCAAAAUCCACGACAUGCGGAGAUUGUUUUGGCCAUUUGGCAGCGGCGGGAGGAUGUGUCUUGGUAGUAACUUUGCCCUGCAGGAAAUCAAACUGGUCAUUGCUGUGGUCUACACCAAUUAUACCACUUCGAUCCUGGAUGACGAGGGCAUCGAGCAGGACCAUGCAUUUAUCUCCUUGCCGAAGGGACGCAAGCUCAUGCUUAAACUGAGUCCGGUCAAAGCUGAGUAG